AUGGAAGCGGAUGGAUCCUUCAGAGUGCACCGGACUGCCGCAAGUGGUGAGGCCACCGGGUGCGCCUUCUGCCUGCUGUGGAAGAUGGAGGUGAUUCCAGUCCAGGUGGGCCAGGCAGAGAUGAGUGCCCGGCAAUGGACGCUGGAGCUUCGGGCGCCUGUCACUGUGGUUUCGGCCCUGCCCGUGCCCUUCACGGUGGAGGUGACAGGUGCCACUGACGAGCCAUUGACAGAGACCCUGCAGCCGCAGAAGAAGCGUGAGAUUUAUUCCUGUCCGGCCGAGAUGCUCGAACUGUGUGUGUCCCUCUACGAUCCCCAGCUCUGGUCUAAGAAAGUGACACUCCGACCCACGGAGGGAGACGCCACUGAGACCAAGGUGCCCUUGGCCGUCCCGACCGGGUCGUCCGGCUCCAUGGGCAAGUCGGAGUUGAUGGUCUCGAUUGUGACGUCAUGGCCCACUGCCUCCAAGCCUGUCGUCAUUUUCGUUCACAGCCCCGCCUGGAUCGCCGACCACGUACGUUCGGAGCAUCUGCGGUUCAUCUACCCUCGGAAGGAGCGAUCCGCUUCCAUGAUCUCUGUUGGAAGAGUCUGGGAUCACAACUCGGCCCUGCGGUGUGUUCCGCUGCCUCCUUGCGACGAUGCGGCGAGUGAUGCCACUGAGCCUCGAAUGCUGCCCUUGGACUGCGAUGCCAAGUCUGUGGGCUUCAGGCUGCAGCAGACGGAAUUAUCGCAGGAAUUCAAGGUUGAGGCCCUUGGCCACACUGUGGUGCGGCUUUCCGCUGACAAGGGUGCCGAGAGCAAGGACGACGAGCCCGACUUCAUGUUGCUAGGCGUGACUACGACCGUGCAGUUCACCGAGCGCAUCGGUGACCUCAUCUAUGAGGUUCGGGUGCUCCAUGUGGCCCCUGCGCAGGUGGCCAUCAACGCCACUGGGAGGCCUCUUUGUCUGCGGCAAGCGAGGAGUCCGAGGUACCACUCUGGAUCCGCGUGCGCUACGCGGACGAAGCGCAUUGGCGCUGGUCUGGGAAGCUUCCCCUAG
Molecule: messenger RNA, 1038 nt
Organism: Symbiodinium sp. CCMP2592
Lineage: Eukaryota; Dinophyceae; Suessiales; Symbiodiniaceae
Source: the annotation of a GenBank genome assembly